This is a messenger RNA of Lobosporangium transversale, 963 nucleotides long. RefSeq names its product phosphatases II. Gene Ontology annotation, molecular function: protein tyrosine/serine/threonine phosphatase activity; F-box domain binding. Gene Ontology annotation, biological process: negative regulation of protein binding; negative regulation of SCF-dependent proteasomal ubiquitin-dependent catabolic process; regulation of ERK1 and ERK2 cascade. NCBI's taxonomy places the organism in Eukaryota, Fungi, Mortierellomycota, Mortierellomycetes, Mortierellales, Mortierellaceae. The record is from RefSeq and is a predicted model, not a curated record. Gene Ontology annotation, cellular component: cytoplasm; nucleoplasm. The transcript is spliced from 3 exons. The coding region runs from base 168 to 827 and encodes 219 amino acids.
CCUCUUUCCUUCUCUACUUCAAGACGUGCAAAAAAACAAAAACUUUAGCUUGUUUAAUCUCCUAUCUACCCAGCAUAUCCUAGUCCAAGGCUUAAGAGUUUGCUUUUGCUUACCACGCAUAGCAAGAAGAAGAAGUGUUUUUUUACUCUUAUCAUACACAUAAACUCAUGGACCAAGCUGUGGAGAAUGCAACCGACAAAUUGGAAGUGUACCGGCAUCUCAUUAGUCAAAACACACCCAUCCUUGAAUGGCGCUAUGAACAACGGCGAGAGAUGCAAGAAAUCUUACCAGCCAUCUAUCUAGGACCUUAUUCUGCCACACGUAAUCUGGAGGAUCUAAAGCGAGCAGGGAUCACACACAUCAUUUCACUGUGGGAUGUGUCUGAAUCCAAAAUCCUCAAAAUCCAUCACCCUGAUCAUUUCAAAUAUCUUCAACUUGAAAUCUCGGAUGCAGCAACACAAAACCUCAUCACAUUAUUCCCCUCUGUCAAACAGUUUAUUGACCAAGCUAUCCUACACGAGAAUGGAAAAGUAUUAGUCAAUUGUAUGAGCGGAAUCUCAAGGUCACCAGCAUUCGUUGUUGCCUAUCUGAUGGAGGCUACGGGCAUGGAGUAUGAGGUUGUUUAUCGAUUUGUUCAGAACAAACGCUUCUGUAUGAAUCCUAACCCUGGGUUCAGACAUCAGCUUGAGGAAUAUGGCCCCAUUUAUACUGCCGUAAAGGCAGUGGCCUCGCAUCCGGUGGAGCAGAGGACAUCAGUUCGACGGUCAGCACCUGAAGACGAUGAUGAUACUGAAGAGAUGGAACGACUGGCACCCCGUUUCCGAUGAAUAGGGCAAUACUCCUGGCAUAUAACGAAGAAAAAUAAAAAUAAAAAAAGAGGCAAACAUUCUAAGCAUACUCCUGCCUCUAAAACCCGAAUUUCAAAUGUACAACAGUCGAGUUGAGUGAUAGCGUGUUGAUAAU